UGGCUUCGUGGCUCCCCCGGCACUGGAAAGACUGCUAUAUCAAAGAGUGUUGCCUCAACACUUGCCAAACGGCGCCGCUUGGCAGCGUCUUUCUUCUGGGACAAAAACCAAGUGGGAACAGGAGUCGAUUCGAUUAAGCACUUUCCCUCUACUCUUGCACGCCAGCUCGCGUUGUUUAACACCGAGUACGAGAGUCUUCUUGUCAAUCAGCUUCGACAGCCCUCUUCACUGGAGGAUAUUCUAGGCUCCACUCUGGAAAAGCAGAUGAGAGCUUGGAUCGUCGAACCCAUGCUUAAACUUCUAUCUCUGGGCGAGGAGCGCUUCAUCAUCGUCUUGGAUGGACUAGACGAGUGU
Molecule: messenger RNA, 354 nt
Organism: Cantharellus anzutake
Lineage: Eukaryota; Fungi; Basidiomycota; Agaricomycetes; Cantharellales; Hydnaceae
Exons: 1
Source: RefSeq, a predicted model, not a curated record